UGGAUGACAACAAGCAUGGCGGCCGAGUUAAGUCAAAACUUGUUGUAUUAAACUCAGCUGGUUUAUAUGAAUACUGGAGGAAGAAAAGUCUUCAACGCAAAACCUCCUGAUAAAGGGAGCUUUCCACUGGAUCAUGAUGGGGAAUGCAAGGAGUUCAUGAUGAAAUACAUGACUUGUCUAAAGAGGAACAGUGGUGACAAUCAUAAAUGCCGACAAGACUCCAAGGACUACCUGGAAUGUAGGAUGCAAAGAGAGUUGAUGGUCGUUGAAGACUUGAGCAAGCUUGGCUUCAAAGAUCUAAAAUUCAAUACACAAAAGAACCAAAAAGAAGCUCAAGAGAAAACCUAGUGAAUGCCUUCCUAAUUACAGUUGUACAGAAUUCAUAUGAAUAUUCUUCGUUAUAUUCGGAUAUGGAUUGAGUGCUUUAGGGACUGGUCAGAAAGUAAGGGGGCAUAAAUAUUUAAUAGUCAAAAGGCAAAAAACUGCUUACCAACUUCUUGUUUUAAGCCCAAUAUACAGGGUUCAUGCUAACUCUUUGAAACUCCUUGAAAACUCCUUGAAUUUAAUUUAUGUUUUCAAGCGCUGUGUUGCUUAAUUAGYUGAACAUACUCCUCGGAAAAUCAUUUUUGGCUUCUUGAACAGUCCUUGAAUUUUGAGUGGAUACUUCAGCACAAACCCUAAAUAUGGUAUAUCCUACCCCUAUAUAAUAGCUUUAAAAAUGACAAGCGAGCUCUAAAAUUUUCACAAGAGCCACCCCUUAUUGGAGACUCAAAAUAAAUGACCUACCUCCCUUUUUUAUGACCCUUUACUUUCCGACCAGUCUCUUAGUUCUUUCCUAAAUUUACACCACUAAUUCCCGAAACAUCCAUGGGUAAAGGUACUAAGCUCCUAGUUGUGUGAAGUGGCAUUGUGGGAUUUGCUUUUUGAAGGUUAUUACUAGCAUGAUUUCUUUUAGAACUUGUCUUUUUUAAACUUCUAUCUCAAGACAAGUUCUAAAAGGCUUACAUGUUUAUGAAGAAACCUGUAGUUUGUUCAUGGUUACCAGCAUUAUCCACAGUCACAGAAGUAUUUUUGUUUAGUCCUUACUGUUUAAAAAAAGUUAAUUAAAGAUGAACAAAAUAUUCA
Actinia tenebrosa (Australian red waratah sea anemone) is the source of this 1125-nucleotide messenger RNA. RefSeq names its product cytochrome c oxidase assembly protein COX19. The record is from RefSeq and is a predicted model, not a curated record. Gene Ontology annotation, biological process: mitochondrial respiratory chain complex IV assembly. Gene Ontology annotation, cellular component: mitochondrial intermembrane space. Lineage: Eukaryota; Metazoa; Cnidaria; Anthozoa; Actiniaria; Actiniidae.